ACAGGUCGCUAUGCAAUGCAAGCCAUGAAACAUAUGGAGCCGCAAGUGAAACACGCUCUGGAGGCAUCCAGAUCUGCAUUUGGUAGCGGAUACUACAGAGGUGGGUUUGAACCGAAGAUGACCAGGAGAGAAGCUUCACUUAUUCUUGGCGUCAGGUAGUCCAUGUUUUCACAAAUUAUGUA
Sinocyclocheilus grahami is the source of this 182-nucleotide messenger RNA. Its product is annotated as mitochondrial import inner membrane translocase subunit TIM14-like. Gene Ontology annotation, molecular function: ATPase activator activity. The record is from RefSeq and is a predicted model, not a curated record. The annotation marks the transcript as partial. The transcript is spliced from 2 exons. Gene Ontology annotation, cellular component: PAM complex, Tim23 associated import motor. Gene Ontology annotation, biological process: protein import into mitochondrial matrix. Lineage: Eukaryota; Metazoa; Chordata; Actinopteri; Cypriniformes; Cyprinidae.